AUCUCCUUUAUUAUUGUAGUGUAGAGUGGAUGGUGAGCAAAUGUUUGUCCCAUGUAGGAAGCUAUGUCUCAGGAUGCGUCUCCUCUAGUCAGAAUACCUUUAUAUAUCUUUAUGUUUCUCAUCCUCUAGUUUAUUUUACCAGCUAGUCCCUAUUUUGUCUCUUCAUGUCAAGGCUUGUCAUCAGUACUUUUUACUUUUUUUUAAUGGUAAAACUAUGUUCUUCAGUCUGUCUCCAUGACUCUGUACAAGGAGAUACUCAUGUAGUGUCCCCCCCAGUUGUACAACAUACUUCCAGCAUAUUUAGACGAAGUACAACAUGGGCACCUCAACGACCACUCAGGGUGACCCCUUGGUUCCUACCAGGGGAGAGCGCUCUGCUUACACCAUCACAGAACACACAACUACAGUCAGCCAUCAAGGAAGUAACCAAGACCAUCUCCAACAUGCUAUCAGUACACAGCUCUGAAGAGCCACUACUUCUGAAUCGUGAUAUGAAUAAAUAUUGUCGCUCUGUCUGGGGAGACCCUUCACUACUUAAUUAUAAGAGGUGUGGGUCUCGAGACAUCUCUUACUUCGGAGAACGUUGUCUAGAUGUUGUGAUCCCAGAUGCUCAUCUACAUGGAUAUGAAGUGUGGCCAAUGAAUGGGACAGAACCUGAUCAUGUGACACCAGAUGGCACGGGUGUUCCUAAUACAGACUUCUUGUUAUACGUAAGGGUAGCACAGACAGAGAAAUGUGCUUCACAGCCCUCAGUUGUUGCCUAUGCCUCCUACUGUCAGCUGGACCACUCGGGUCGUCCUACAGCUGGGGUUAUUGUAUUCUGCCCAAAGCGCCUUAGAGAUGGAGUACUCCAGCAUCAGCACAUUGUUCAGGUAUGUCUACAUGAGAUACUUCAUGCCCUUGGGUUCUCUAGCAGUCUUUUUGAACACUGGAUAGACUGCAGUUUUUCAGGACAUAUGUGUUCUUCCCGAUCCCGUGUAACAAACACAGAUGAAAAAGGCCAGCUGCGCAUUUACACCCCAAAUGUAAUGCAAAAAAUGGGGGAGCACUUAGGAGUGGAUAGUGUUGGUGCCCCUCUUGAAAACCAGGAACGCCCAACUUCAUCCCACUGGGAAGCAAGAAUCAUGCAAGGAUCCAUCCUAACAGCUUCCCUGAGUCCUCCGCACCUAACAACCCUGGAUCCGAUCACUUUAGCUGCCUUUCAAGAUAUGGGCUGGUAUGGGGUUAAUACGAGUAUGAACAAUCAUCUUGUAUGGGGAAAAGGAGCUGGCGUUUCCUUUGGUCUACCGUCCACGUGUCAAGAAAGAUUACUCGGUUUCUUCUGUAAAGAUGAAGGUGAUAUUGGCUGUCACCAUCUCCAUUUGGACAAAGGUAACUGCUCAACAGAUGCAUUCAUGGAUGGCUGCCACAUUUAUAAGCCCCUGCUGCAUGGGGGGGAGUGUUGGCUACAGCAAGAACGCCAUGGAUCAGAGGAAAUCUACCACCCCCAAAGUCGCUGCUUCUUCUCCAACCUUACCAAGGAAAUGAAGCAUGGAAAGGUCAAAGGACGUUGCUAUCUGCAUCGCUGCAUAGCUCCAAACUAUUUCCAGAUUAAAGUUCAAGGUUCAGAAUGGACAGACUGCCCGGCUGGAAAGUGGAUAGAGGUAGAAGGUUUUGAUGGUGUUCUACUGUGUCCUGAUGGAAGGCUCUGCUUGGGAUUUGAUCAGCCCCCGAUCCCAACCGCUGUAUCUACCAUGACCCCCAUCUACAGCAUAUUCCCACAAAUAACAAGCUCUGAAAUAACAGUGCAGCUAACAAUUGUGCAAAACCUACAAUGGACUACAGAUAAGAAGAAACUUCUAACAGAAGAAGUCCUAGGAGUCAUCGCUCAACAUGCUGGAGUUCAAAGAUGCUUCCUACGAGCUUCCACUCAGAUGGACAGAGAUUUAUCAUUUGUCCUCAUGAUUGGAGAACCUAACAACUGCCGCCCCCAUCCCACUGGCUCUCCACCUCAUUCAAUUCUGAAUCUUACAGAUUAUCCUAUAACAUACGAAUCUCCUCACUUUUCUACCAUCACAAUCAGGUUCCUGUCCCCUGGCUCUCAAAACCGCAUUCUCAGCCACGUUGGUCUAAUCGGUGGUAGCUUUGGAGUCCUCUUUUGCACAAUGCUGCUUCUCGCCAUCUGCUGGUGUAAACACAGGGCAAGAGUCUUGCAAAUAAGAGACAUUUACCAUUCACAGCCCUGAGAUAG
Molecule: messenger RNA, 2230 nt
Organism: Bufo gargarizans (Asiatic toad)
Lineage: Eukaryota; Metazoa; Chordata; Amphibia; Anura; Bufonidae
Gene: CIROP
Product: leishmanolysin like peptidase 2
Exons: 15
Coding region: 165-2225 (686 amino acids)
Biological process (GO): cell adhesion; proteolysis
Cellular component (GO): cytoplasm; membrane
Molecular function (GO): metalloendopeptidase activity
Source: RefSeq, a predicted model, not a curated record